This is a messenger RNA of Ciona intestinalis (vase tunicate), 1480 nucleotides long. The record is from RefSeq and is a predicted model, not a curated record. NCBI's taxonomy places the organism in Eukaryota, Metazoa, Chordata, Ascidiacea, Phlebobranchia, Cionidae.
CAAGAUAUCACAAAGGGUUUAUAAUGAAUAGUGUGGACGAUAUACGGGGAAACGGAACCACAAAAAACUGCUCUACUUUAAUUCAAGAUUACUAUGAUGGAUUGACUUUGAACAUAGAUAUCGAAGAAUCUGGUGUGACGUCAGUUAUAUACGGAUGCAUAUUCUGUAUAGGAAUGAUUUCAAAUCUUGCCCUGAUGACGUGUCUAUGUAGGGGGGGAAGAAGGGACGCUUCAAAGGUCUUGAUAUUAAACUUGGCGGUAGCCGACACCCUCCUCCUCCUAACACUCCCUUUCGCCAUCGCGCAUCGGGUUCAACGUCGAUGGAUCUUCGGUAGUUUCACUUGUAAAGUGGAGGAAGCGAUUAAGUUUGUGAGUUACUACAGUUCCAUGUUGUUCAUUACCGCCAUGGCUGUUGACAGAUACUAUUCUCUCUGCCGCCCACGCGCGGAUAAAAAAAAAUCCCAUUCUCGCUCGGUGAUCGCAUCUGUCGUUUUGUGGUCGCUGUCCAUCACGUCAAUCAUUCCACUUCUAAUGUUCGCUGAGGUUGACAACUUUGGGAGGUGUAGCGUCGUGUUCCCGGGGAAUAAUGUUCUUCCUGAUGAUUAUUGGGAGUUUAGUGAUUAUUAUAAGGACGAAUUAUGUGAUCAACUAGCAGGGUUGGAAUCGAUGGUUGGAGAUUAUACUGGGGUGGUGAACGAUACCAUGUUAGGGGAAACACCUACUAAUGACUUGCCACGGGUCCCACCGCGGGUCCCAUCUUGCGUUCAUCCUCCCAUAAGAAGUCUCCACAUAUGGGUGGUUUGCAAUUUCGUGCUCGGCUUUGUGAUUCCAUUCAUCGUCAUCUGUGUUUGUUACACGAGGAUAAUGAGGUUGAAUCGGUUUGUAUUUCGAAACUUCUUCGGGAGAUCUAAGCGUCGAACCCCAACCCAAGCUACAGGGGAGCUUCGUGGGGUGGCAGGGGAGGAACGAUCGGUGUCGGGUCGGUACAAAGUAUUAAUGGGGGUGUUGGUUCCAUGCUUGAUCGUUGCUUUCCUGUUGUGUUGGUUUCCCUACCAUCUGUGGCACUUGGCACAAAUAACUGGCAUUCCCAACGUAGAUGCGGCCACCUGUGAGUCGGUGAGGGACGCAACGUUCUGCCUCGCUUACAGCAACAGCGCGCUCAACCCAAUUCUUAACUCUUGUUUCUUGUUUAACGUUAAGGAACGUUUCAAGUCGUCGGUGAAUUGGUUCCGGUCGUUCAAAGACAAACGCACAACGGAAAACACGACCAAGCCUCCAGAACCGCUGAUGAUGUCAGAGAUUGAAGUCAAUUUUGAAACAAAGUUUUCGAUUGUUGACGACACAAGGACAACUAUUGACAUCCAAUAGUUCAUAUUAUGACGUCAUAUUUUAUUUAUUGCUCCUGGAUAAGUUACCAGCAUGAUGACGUAUUUGAUGAUUGCAAAUAAAUUGUGAAUUGUAAUUCUGGUUGAGAGGCUGUA